AUGAGCACCACAAAGAACAUCCUCAUCACCGGCGGAGCAGGCUUCCUAGGCCCAAUGCUAGCAUCAAAACUCCUAAAACAAGGCCCCUGCAACGUCGUCCUAACCGACCUCCACGCACCCCCACAACCAAACGGCGUGCACCCCUCCACCUCCAACCUGGAACUCGUCGCCGCAGACCUGACAAACCCCUCGGAUAUAUCCCGCCUCAUCUCCCUCCGCCCAACCUGGCACGCAAUCUUCAUCUUCCACGGCAUAAUGUCCGUAGGCUGCGAGGAGAACCCCGCCCUCAGCACAAAGGUAAAUCUGGAAGCUACGCAAGCCCUUUUGAAAGCGGUGUCUUCUCUGAGUGAGAAACCCCGCGUGGUCUACGCCUCCACACAGGCCGUUUACGGACCUCCCUACACUGCAAGCGGCCCUAUAACAGACGAUACCCCAGCGACACCAGUCGGCGUGUACGGAACGCACAAACUCAUCAUGGAAGCACACAUCAACGAUAUGAAUCGCAGAGGCCUUAUCGACGCCUUCGCAGUGCGCCUUCCCACUGUCACUGUGCGGCCUGGCGCGCCGUCUCGCUCGGCAGCCGCGUUCCUGAGCGGUAUUCUGCGUGAGCCGCUCGCGGGGUUGGAAUGCAUCGUCCCGAUCGAGGACCGCGCCGCGCGCCAGGUAAUCUGCUCUCCGCGGGUGAUGAUCGAGAAUUUCGUGCGCGUUAUGGCCGCGCCUAGCGAUGCGAUGCCGUCGCAUAUUCGCGCGAUUUACAUGCCUGGCAUCUCGGUUACGCUGGGGGAGAUGUACGAGGCGUUCGAGGAGGUGGUCGGGAAGGAGAAGUUGGGGCUGCUGAAGACGGAGAGGGAUCCUGAGGCGGAGAGGCUGCUUAAUAGUUGGCCGCAGACGGCGGAUUUUGGAAACGCGAGGAGGAUGGGGUUGGCGUUUGAUGAGAGUUGCGUGCAGAUUUAUAGGGAGUAUGUUGAUAGUUUGAAGGCGUAG
Didymosphaeria variabile is the source of this 984-nucleotide messenger RNA. RefSeq lists its product as uncharacterized. The transcript has a single exon. Lineage: Eukaryota; Fungi; Ascomycota; Dothideomycetes; Pleosporales; Didymosphaeriaceae. The record is from RefSeq and is a predicted model, not a curated record. Bases 1 to 984 code for a protein of 327 amino acids.